Molecule: messenger RNA, 942 nt
Organism: Olea europaea var. sylvestris
Lineage: Eukaryota; Viridiplantae; Streptophyta; Magnoliopsida; Lamiales; Oleaceae
Product: cysteine-rich repeat secretory protein 38-like
Exons: 2
Coding region: 1-942 (313 amino acids)
Source: RefSeq, a predicted model, not a curated record
AUGAAGUCUCCUAAAAGCCAAACAGUCCAAAAGAGGCUUUUGGCUCUCAAAAGCUCCUUUUGGCUUUUCAAAAUUCAUCUCAAAUGGGCCCUUUGUCUGAUAAACCUUGUUGUUACUGUCAAAUCCGAGUUCCCAACAACAAUUCAUUUCAAUUAUAAAUGUCUAGAUAACGGUAAUUACACAAGUAAAAGCACGUACAAGACAAACCUUGAUACCCUCCUCUCCACUGUCUCGCCUAGUAUUGACAACAAUGGAUUCUACAAUGCUUCAACCGGAGAAAAUUUCGAUAGAGUCAAUGUCAUUGCGCUCUGUAGAGCAGAUCUUCAGCCUUAUAAAUGCCGUGAUUAUGUCAAAAAUGCUACAGCUGAAAUCUUAAAGAAGUGUCCGAAUAAAAAACAGGCAACUUUGUGGCACGAAUUUUGCAUGGUACAACACUCCAACGAGACUAUCUUCGGAACUCUAGCGUAUUCUCCUUUUGACUGGGGUUAUAGUGAGGAAAAACUCACAAAUCUAGACAAGUUUUACCAGGAGCUUAACAUAUUGUUGGAUAGUCUUCGAAACCAGACUGCCUAUAAUAGCUCCCCCAAGAAAUUUGCUGCAGCUAGUCGAGUUAACCGAGAUUAUGAGACAACUUAUGCAUUUGAGCAGUGUACGCCUGAUAUAACACCAAAGGAAUGUGAUGAUUGCUUAAAAAAUUCUGUUUUACUCAUUCGAGAAUGUUGUGAUGACGCGGCUAGAGUUGGAAUCCUUAGGCCUAGUUGCUAUCUUCGCUUUGGAACUGAUUUUAACUUCUACAAUGAGACUAUAGUUGAAAUACUCAAGACAAUAGCAUCACCAAUGCCGCCGCCGUUGCUGUCGCCGCCGCCACCACCACCUGGUAAGGACGUUCUCUUGGUAAAUCCUAAUUUUUUUUUUUGUUCCGGAAUAUAUUUUAUUGAAUAA